Messenger RNA from Arachis duranensis, 1376 nucleotides. RefSeq names its product vignain. The record is from RefSeq and is a predicted model, not a curated record. Bases 43 to 1146 code for a protein of 367 amino acids. The transcript is spliced from 4 exons. Gene Ontology annotation, molecular function: cysteine-type endopeptidase activity. Gene Ontology annotation, cellular component: lysosome. NCBI's taxonomy places the organism in Eukaryota, Viridiplantae, Streptophyta, Magnoliopsida, Fabales, Fabaceae.
UUUUUCUUCACCAUCUUUCAAUUCAAAAUCUAAGCAUUAUAUAUGGAAAUGAAGAAGUUCUUAUUAGCCUUUGCUCUGUCACUUACUCUGCUUCUCGGCUUGUCCUGGCAAGCCGAGGGCUUCGACUUCAGCGAGAAGGAUCUCGCGUCGGAGGACAGCCUCUGGGAGCUCUAUGAGAGGUGGAGGAGCCACCACACGGUGACUCGAAGCAUCGACGAAAAACUCAAGAGAUUCAAUGUGUUCAAGGCCAAUGUGAUGCAUGUUCACAACACUAACAAAAUGGACAAGCCUUAUAAGCUUAAGCUUAACAUGUUUGCUGACUUGACCAAUGAUGAAUUUAGGAGCUCCUAUGCCGGAUCAAGGAUUGAUCACCAUAGAAGGUUCCAUGGGACACUAAGAGGGGCAAAAGAAACAUUCAUGUAUGAGAAUGUUAAGGAUGUUCCUGAUUCUGUGGAUUGGAGGCAGAAAGGUGCUGUUACUCCUGUCAAGAAUCAAGGAAAAUGUGGUAGUUGCUGGGCGUUUUCGACCAUUGCAGCGGUCGAAGGAAUCAACCAAAUCAAGACAGGAAAGUUAGUAUCAUUGUCUGAACAAGAACUUGUGGAUUGUGACAAUGCAAUCAAUCAAGGGUGCAAUGGUGGCCUAAUGGUGUAUGCUUUCAAGUACAUCAAGGAAAAGGGUGGCAUAACAACAGAGGAGAACUACCCUUAUAAAGCAGUAAAAGGAUCAUGUGACACAUUAAAGGCUAAUGAUAAAGCCGUGUCGAUCGAUGGCCACGAGACUGUCCCUGCGAACGACGAAGAUGCGUUGCUUAAAGCCGUUGCGAACCAGCCUGUGUCUGUAGCCAUAGAUGCCAUGGGCUAUGAUAUGCAGUUCUACAAAGAGGGAGUAUAUAACGGAACUUGUACCACACAUCUAAACCAUGGUGUGACCGCAGUUGGGUACGGCGUAACCAACGACGGAACCAAGUAUUGGAUUGUUAAGAAUUCAUGGGGAGAUAAAUGGGGAGAACAGGGUUACUUCAGAAUGCAAAGGGGAGUAACUCAGAAGGAAGGACAAUGUGGCAUAAAUAUGUUGGCUUCAUACCCAAUCAAAAACUCCUCUGCUAACCCAACAGGAUCUUCAUCUUUUCCCAUUGAUGAACUUUGAUUUGAAUAACUUUACCCUUUGGAAUUUAAGACCUUUUCAUCAGUUCAUGGUUGUUGUUCUUGUUGUUUUCUUGUGUGUUAGGAAUUUGCCUCAUAGCCACAGGCAUUAAUAAUCAAUUAGGAUUAUAACAUUUUCAUAUGCUGAUGUAACCUUCCAGACAUUGAGGCUUGUGUCACAAGCAAAUAAGAAUUUCAAAUUUGAAAUUUCUAACCUAAGCUGCAAUUAUUCCA